UCACUCAUCAAAGAUAACUUACAUGCGAGAAGAGAAGUAGCAUAAUACUACUUGAAAUAAAGGGAUUGUUGCAGCACGUUAAGAGGAAGAAGACUAAGUAAAUAGAGAACGAGGAGCAGACAGCACAGUCAACAAGGGAAGCUAUUCUGUGCAGCAAAGUAAAUAGUGGGACAGUGAGCUCCCCUGGUGCACACACUCGCACCUCUAACAGGUGCAGACGAAAACUCAUACCUUGAAAUCCAGCGGAGAGUUUUGACGGCAGCUAAUAUUAUGUUCUUUCGAUUUUAAUGAGUCAACUAAAUAAACCCCGUUAUGUUUUUCUUGUAGUCAUUGUACUAACGCUUUGUUCAGAUUUGUUUGCAGUGUACAGAAAUGUAGGAUUUGCAAACGAAAUCUCAGAACCGGAGUCAAAUGUUUCACAAAUAGGAAAACUUCAAGAGGAAACUGGACAGAUAAGCGACGUUGACCCAAAUGGAUACAUUAUAUAUUGCCCAUGUAUGGGUCGCUUUGGAAAUCAGGCUGAUCAUUUCUUGGGAUCUCUUGGAUUUGCGAAGAAACUGAACCGAACCUUGAUUCUCCCACCGUGGAGAACAUAUAAAAAUGUGCCUUUUGAUGAGUGGUUCCGUGUAGAUUCAGUACAGCAAUAUCACAAGGCAAUUACCGCUGAACAAUUUAUGAAGGAAUUGGCGCCAACGCUAUGGCCUCCUGGGAAGCGUAGUGGCUGGUGUUGGCUGCCCAGGAGCUCAGAUGGCUCCCAGGACUAUUGUGCCAUGAAAGAAGGAAAUCCAUUUGGGCCAUUCUGGGAUGGACUUGGUAUCAACUUUGAUAGCCAUGUUGUGUAUGGCUUUGGCUAUGAUGAAACAUCAAAGUGGCAAAAAGAAUACCCAGGUGAUAAGUAUCCUGUGAUUGCAAUGAAAGGUGCUCCAGCAAAUUUUCCUGUGAAAGAGGAGUUUGUUCCCCUACAGCGUUAUCUUCAGUGGUCGGCAAAGAUGGAAAUGGAGGCUGAUAAAUAUAUAAAGGAACACUUUCCAGAAGAAACCUUUGUAGGAAUCCAUCUACGUAAUGGGCCUGAUUGGGAAAAUGCGUGUGAGAUGGCAAAAGAUCAAACAAGUUUUAUGGCUUCUCCUCAAUGCUUAGGGUAUUCAAAGGAUAAGUUGGUGACCAUGGAACUCUGCCUGCCUUCUACAGCAACAGUCUUGAGAAUGACAAAAGACGUAGUGGAGUCCAUUAGAGCCACCGUGGUGUAUGUAGCAACAGAUAAGGAUCCCAUGCUACAGGAGCUCACAAAUCACCUGGGAAGCAAGGUCAGAGUUAUUCAUCAGGACCCUUGGCUUCCUCAGAUAGACUUGAUGAUUCUAGGAAAAUCCCACCACUUUAUCGGAAACUGUGUCUCCUCCUUCUCAGCCUUCGUUGCUCGUGAGAGACAGGUGAACAAGAAGACAACAUCUUACUGGGCUUUCCCCAUUAAGUGAAAAGUAACAUCAGAUUUCCCUUGUUAUUAAUGUGCUUUACAAUAUUGUUAUCAAAUAGCUGUUGCUGGUAAUUUUGAGCUUGAUAGUUAUGUUCGUACUGUUUUUUUCUUUGUUGUUGUUUUUUUUUUUUAAACAGUAGUCUGACUGAGCUGAAUUCACCAUAUCUUAUAGACUGUGUGUACGUACAUAAGGGAAGAUGUUAUUAAUCGUUUUUAUUUAUUUUAUUCAGAUGCCAGUGUUCAUUUGUAGAUACAUAUCUGCAUAUAUAUUUAUCCAAAAAUAGUUUGCGGUUUGAAAGGAGAAUGAAGGAGUGUUUGUGUGGGGGGAGGGAUUUAUGACUGGAUGAAACCAGACAGGAAGUUAAACUGUAAGCUCCAGGAAAGUUAACAGAAUAUUGAGCUGUCAUUUGUGUUUUUACAAAAAACACAUAAUGAAUUUUUUUUUAAAUCGAACUACUGACUGAAGGUUGUAGCCAAUGUGAAAACUUAGCGAAGUUAACAAGCCUGUUUGUAUGAUAUUGCAGGAAAUAAGAUAUUGACACCUUUCCAAAAUCUAGUUUAUAAUUAUGAUGCUGAAAGGCUUACAUCAAUGUAAAUGGAACAGAGAUUUUGUAUCUUUUUACUAAUUCAUUUCAUUUGAAAAUAAUUUUAUUUUGCACUUUAAGGAACUUGUAUGAUAGAAUAAGUGAGUGGUAAGUACACGUUCUUGUGUGUGGUUUUGAGGACAAGAUGAGUGAGUUAGGACUAAAAAGGAAUCUCAUAGGAUGUUGUUGAUAAUUUCUUUCCUUCAGAGAUUUUAAAUGUGACAGAAAUUUUUUUUUAUCCACUUAUGUGUUCAACAAAUUUUAUGUUGAACUAGAUCUUGCUGUCUUCAACCUAAAUGAUAUUAAGUCAAUGCAUUUUUCUUUAACAUGUUAAUAUAAUUUUGUAUACAUCUUAAUCUAAAUAAACAUGCUAAUUUAUUAGUUUAACAACAUGAAGAUGCAUCCAGAAAGGCAAAAAAAACAAAACCCCAGGUGUUCCAUUGUGUAGUUUACAUUGAAGUUUCCCAAAGUUCUUAGAGACAGUUAAGUAACUAUUGUCAUCUGAGCAUCACCACGAAAUAAUUUUGGCUGUACAAGGUAAUAUAUUUGAUAUCCAUUUGGUUUGAGAUUUUGGUGGUGUGUUUUCCUUUAUUGGGAAAUCCAUGGAGCAUUCUUGUACCCAUCAUUGUAUUAUCCCCUUUAAAAAAAUGAUCUCAAAUACACAAUUGUGUUGUAUAUUAGCACAAACAUGCCAUUUUUUGGCGAUAGCUUGUCUUUUUUGGCAUUUGUCUUUGUCAGUUCAGCAUUAUGCUGAACACAACUGUUAACAUAGUUUUGACACUUGCCUGUAGUCAAUUUAUAAUGAAUGCUGACAAGCAUCUUGUCACAUUUGUUACAUCUGCAUGUUUAAGUUUCUGCUCAUUUGUCAGAAAUCUUAUGUUUUUAAGUUAAAAUUAGACUGAUGCAGUUAUACACAGCUCUUUCCAAAGUUCUAAAGAGGUAGACCAAAGGUGUGUAUGUAUGCAAUAUUUUGUGUUGUAUAUUUACCCAAAACAAAACCUUUACAUCUAUUACUUCAUUUAUUAUUUCAUUACUGCGAUUAGACUGGGUACCUUGGCCUUAUAUUUUGACAACCUAUGUGGAAAAUUUUUUUUUCUCACUGCACAAAGAAAAUUUUUGCAUGCAUUUGUAAAGUGCUGUCACAAUAUUUUCGUGUUUGCCAUGUUAACAUCUAUGUUUGGAUGUCAACGUAUUUGUGUCUGCAUUUCAAAACUGGCACCUUUUAAAAUGAAAAAAGGAGAUGGACAAGCUUACCAUCACCCCUUUUUAGUUAAAGUGACUAUUAUGUCAGGGUGUUUUUUACAAUUUUACAUAGAAGGGACUAUUGAUACUAGUACAAGGAAAAUAAUUAUGCCAUGGUAUUUCUGAAAGGAAUUUUGAUGUACAUUUUGCAAAAGGUGACAUAAUAUAAAAAUUAUUUAUGUGUGUAUUGAAUGUUUUAAUAGUUUUGUACCAUGUGUCCUGUAGAACAACCCAACAACUGUCUGUGCUGAAAUACUUGAACAAACACGAGUAAAUAUGUGAUACAACAUGAGCCAUGUGUUCAUCAACACCCCUAUGCAAACUAGAGAAUGCUGUUAAACAAUAGUGCAAGUUGUUACAAUGCCCUCAUUUAAUAUCUGCUUUUGUUUUUGUCAGCACAGAGGUUAACAUUAAAAAAAUGGUGAGAGGUG
Pomacea canaliculata is the source of this 3728-nucleotide messenger RNA. RefSeq names its product GDP-fucose protein O-fucosyltransferase 1-like. Gene Ontology annotation, molecular function: peptide-O-fucosyltransferase activity. Gene Ontology annotation, biological process: regulation of Notch signaling pathway; protein O-linked glycosylation via fucose; Notch signaling pathway. The transcript is spliced from 8 exons. Bases 288 to 1472 code for a protein of 394 amino acids. Gene Ontology annotation, cellular component: endoplasmic reticulum. Lineage: Eukaryota; Metazoa; Mollusca; Gastropoda; Architaenioglossa; Ampullariidae. The record is from RefSeq and is a predicted model, not a curated record.